Thunnus maccoyii (southern bluefin tuna) is the source of this 5296-nucleotide messenger RNA. RefSeq names its product transmembrane protein 100. The transcript has 2 exons. The coding region runs from base 2698 to 3234 and encodes 178 amino acids. Lineage: Eukaryota; Metazoa; Chordata; Actinopteri; Scombriformes; Scombridae. Gene Ontology annotation, biological process: cellular response to BMP stimulus. The record is from RefSeq and is a predicted model, not a curated record.
CCAAUACUAUGUCUCUGUGAUCAGAGAAAAUUGUAGUUUUGCCCGCCACAUAUGCGAAGUGAGGGAGUAGGCUAUGUGAGAUGCAAGAGGGCUUUGAGAAGCCUUAAAAGCUCAUGCCCACAGAUGAUGUGUGGAUGGCACGGGCUGUGCCAGACUGGGCAACAGGUGGCGCUGGGUUCACACAGCAGGACGUGGGUGUUUUAGCCCUGCUGCAUCGAUCCUCAUGUACACACAAACACAGAGACAUACACACCCAAAGCCGGCUGAGUCACAAAGACAAUACACUUGGGGGCCUGCUUCUCUGCAUGCUGCAAGCUGGAAAGAUUAGAAAAGGAAGGGGACUCUUCAAGCUUCAGAUUGUCUGGUAGGUAACAGACAAUAGGAGUGCAUUAACUCAAGCCACUGCUCCUGGCUUAAGUGAGAAAAUCACUCACGUGUGUUCACAAGACCUAUGUUCCAGCAACAGAAUUGUCUCACCACUCAUGGAUUGCAGCCAAGUCAUCUGUAUGAGACUGUAGCAAUGUGCGGCAGGCCUCUGGUCCGCCCAUACAGUCUUGGAUCAGUGUGUGUGAAGACAGUAGAGGAGGAGGCAGUGAAGCAUCCUUGAGAUCACGUCAACACUACAUACAGGUCCCACUGGGAGUGGCGCCUACGCAAUUCAGCCUUCCUGUGACCUGCAUACAUGAGCUGUUGCAUGGCUCUGGCUGUCACCAGCAGAACUCUUCCACUCCUGCCAGCAUGGCCUGGCCCUGCCCAGGUUACCCAUGUCUCACGCCUGUGUUCCACUUUUCUCACGCCUUUUUUUUGUCACAUAAUGGAAGAUCCAAAGCAGUUUUAUUUUCCAUGGAAGAAGCUUCAUUUUCUUUCCCAUGUCAGCACUGCUGUAUGUCACACGUACUCUUACUCAGAGAGGGACGGAAUUGAAUAACCGUUCACAUUCCUUCCUUCUGUUUCACUUUUUCAGCUUUUUUCUUUUCCCUUUUUCAGUGCCCAGAGUCCACUGCACAAGACACUGGAGUCCAAGUACAAAUCCACAGAAACCGAACAGUGCUACUAGGAAUCCACUUCUCUCCUUCACAUGCCCAUUGCUCUUGAACAUCUCUUUUCUCCUGCACCCUUGCCCUUCACAAACACAUUCCUCACUUCCUUUCUUUUGCUUCUCUUUUGCUUGUCUACAGCUCUAAUGACUGUUGAGCUACAGCAGAGGUUGUUAAGUCAGUGUGGUCAUCACUUAUGCUGCAUUAGUGUGUAUCAUUUGAUUUCCCCCACCAUUCAGCUUUUUCUAGGCCAGCUUCCUCCGUCAAGUUGUUUUUUUUCUGUCAAGGAAAAGAAUACAGUGGUUUAAAAAAUCAGUUGUCCCAUACUAAUGGAGGCAUGUUUGGCAUUUAUAUGAGAAUAUUAGAUAUCUGUUAAUCGGAUAAUGUGUCCCUUGUGGGCAUUAAAGAGAAGUAAUCCUUUAAUCUAAUUAUGAGUGGAUAACCUAUAGCUAAGCUUAAGUCAUGCUACUGUUUUAUAACUGUAUAGAUAUGUUAUUUUAAACCCAUUAUUAAAGCUUGUAGGUUGCUAGAUGGUCCCACAUCUCUACUUUUUGGAUUCCCACAAUGUCUUUGACUUUUACUUUUUGGACAUAUAUUGAGGUCAAAUCAUCAAAUGUACAUUAUUUUAAACAUCAGUGUAUGCAUUUUUACCCCUAUAAUUGAAGGUAAAGGUACAAACUCUAAAGCCAUUCAGGAUUCAUCAUUCAGCAUCAACUUGCCAUAUUAUGUUCACAGUUCAUUUUCAGAAACCUUUGAGCGAAAAAAAAAAGAUAAAAUGUAAAUCCAUAUUCAGUUGUGUACACAUAUUUAUCCUUCUACAACGUGGCUUUUUCCAUAUAUAUGAGUUAGAUUAGCAAAUUUAGGAGAAGAGAGUUGUCUGGAUUGAUUUUAUUUUCAUGGAGGAGAGAGCUGAGCGUAGUAGGGAUUAUCUACUACUAGCUUGCCUUCCAUUCAGCAAGGACUGGCACCAGCAGUGUGAGUGGGUGGGAAAUGAGUGGGGGCUGCCUGUGUUUUUCAUGAGUCUGUUUCUGUCUUGUGUGGGCAUGCUCAAUAGUGUAUUUACACUUUCAUUAUAGAGGCACUGUAUAUUUGACGUUCUCUACCAGUGUCCUCAGAUGUCUGCAUGCACAUAAAAGGAAGAGAGUGUGGGUGGCUGUAGGGUUUCUGUUUGAUGCUGUUGUCCACGCAAGAGCUGGUGGGGUGUGAUGGCAGCACCAUUACUGUAUGAUUUCCAUAUGGAGGUGACACAUCUGUGCUAUUGCGGUGUGGGCUGAGAUACCCCUUUCCCCAUCAAGUAAAUGAAAAAAAGUAGCUUUCCAAUCUGAGAUGAUGAAAGAUUAUCCUUUCUCCACAGAUUUUUAGUCAGCAAAAAGGUUUCUUUAUUCCCCAGAGGACGCUUUUACUCUGCAGAACAACAACAAAAAAAAAGACUGCAAUUGAGAGCCAGUGAUGGGGAGAUGAAGAAAAGAGGGAGCAGUUAACUCUUCUCCCCUCCCCCUUCCUGUUCUUCGUCAACCCCUGUUCUCCCUGCUUCAAUGUUUGACGUCACACAAAAGAAGACCAAUGAGAGCAAUUGGACGUCCCCGUUUUUCUUCCCAGGCUCCUCCCCUUCCCAUGGUCCCUUAUAUAUCUCCCGUCACUACAUUCAGCACAGUGUACAAUGUGCUGCCAGAGAGCCAGCAGGCAGUGCACAGAGAAACAGCCAGAGAGGGAGGGAGAGAAAGGGAAAGUGCCGGACCUGACUACAAACGGGAUUCAAGAGGCCAACGCUGCAGUGUGGUUUCAGGAUCCACCAGCCCACACCGUUAGGAUGGGCUGUACGACAGGCCACCUGGCUUGCCAACCGCAGCCUCAGACCUCAGGGCAGGAGGGUCAGUCCCUGGAGGCUGGUGGUGCCAAAGUUCCAGAGGUGCUCUCCUCCUUGGAGCGUCUGUCCCAGGCCACUGGAGGCAUGGAGAAGUCCUGGUACCGCUGCAUCUUUCCCUUUGGAAUCAUCUCUUUGGUGAUUGGUGUAGCAGGGACAGGGGUGACCUACACCUAUAAUGACCUGCCUCAAACCAAAGUGGUGUCAGUGGUGCUACUCAUCAUGGGGAUUUUGCUGUUGCUGAUGGCCACUGCCUGUUGGACUGUCCACAAGAAGAAGAGAAGGAAAAAGAAAGAGGGAGGCUCAUUCACCUCUGAGCAAUGUCCCCUGUGAAACUCAUGGAGGAAACAGUUGUAGGAACUUGAAAGCAGAGACAUGCCCAGGGUUGGGAGCUCAAGGUUUGGCUAAGAAAGCCGCUACUCCACCUCCUCCUAGCGCCAAAUCCCCUCUAUUCUUUAUCACAGAGUUUGGCACAGCUCAUACCGGAGAUUACUUGGGCUGAGAAAUUAUAGAGAGAGGAGGGACAGAUAGACAGGACACUGAAGAUCUGUUUAGUCUGUGAGGUUUGGACCAUUUUGGAUUAGCAAGGAGGGAUCACCAACACCUCACACACUCUUUUAUCAUCAGACAGCAGGUGUCCAGUGUCAAAACAACCUCCAAGGAGACACACACAAAUAUGCAUUGCACGCUGCAUGCAUAUUUACACACAUGGAUACAUGGCCCUCACAGUCCUCACUCACAUAUGCACUAGCAGUCACAGUGGGAGCUCACACAGACACCCAACACGCUAUGCAGAGCUUCUGCUGGAGUCAAUGCUGGCGUCACUAGGCACGUCAGUCACAGCAUUCCUCCUGCCAGGACAGGUGACUCUCAAAGAGGCCAGAAGUGGGCCAAAGACGGCAACCUGAUACCCAGCUGAAAGAGCAGCGCACCCGCGUCAGCGGCCAGCGUCAUUCACUCGUCCUGUGACACCGCAGCAAUGUGUUGGGGGCUUUUUUUACGCAAUGGGAGAGUGGAACUUGAGUCCAGCAGGAUCUUACUGGCAUCUGUGUGGACGAUGAGCUGGAGAGGGCAGAGGACCUGCUGGGGAAGUGGAAGGUGUUAGCGUAUGCAUGUGGUCAAAUAAAGAUUCUGGUGAACUGAAAGACUGUUGGACCUUGGACUUCAUUGCUAAGGAACAAAAGAUUUGCACACAUGGCAAUGUCCAUGUCAUAAAAGGCCUUUUGUAGCUUCAGCUUCACAUUACAAAGGAGUGGGUCACUGACUUUCUGACUGACUGAUUGCUCUCCUGACAAUGUGCGAGCAUUUACGCCCAGCCUAGUGUCUACGUGGGGUACCUCACCUCCACACAGGCCAGGCCAGGAUUACUGAAGGACACUGCCCGAGGGAACAUGCCACUGCGGGGACACUUUGACUGAUCCUACUCUCCUACAGCCCCUCCCGCUUGGUGCCUUGAGCAAGAACACAUGGAAAAAGGCUCUGUCACAUUCCCCCACUUCCAUCUGAACUCCUGAGAAUAUCCCCCCUCGCUCGCUCUCUCUUUACCCCAUCAGGACUUUCCUCAUCCCUCCCACAUGCCUUUCCACUAUUUCCUCCAUCCAACAUCCUCAGUUUCUGCCUUGAUUCCAGUCAUUUCCUUGACAUAGCCCAGUGUGUACAGCCUUUUGAUACACAAAUUAGGACGCACACACUUAAAUUUAAACCCCACCAUCAACAGAUGUCUGUCUUUAUUUCUUUGUGCCAAAGAAAGAAGAUUAUUUUCUCUCUCACAGUGGAAAGAAUAUUGACUGAGAGUGAGUGGCAAAUCCCUUUGUCAGUCUGAAAAUAGGGUACAAGGCUGUUCUCUAGUGAAUACUGAUCAUGUUUGUGCUCUGAGUGACUCUGGGGUUUCCCUUUCCUACGCUUUUUCUUUCAGAGAGAGUGGCUGAAUGUAGCUGUGAAUAGGUUCUUUCUGUUGGUGUGUGGUCUCAUGAUGAGACACACAAUGGCAUUUUAUUCUUGUCUUAAACAUUCUUGCGUAGGACAGAAAACGCAAAUCACGGAAGGAGAAAGUGCAAUGUACAGAAUGUAUAGAGCUUGAAAGGAGUCUAGACUGUCUCCAGUGAAGGACUGUGUAGUAGCACCCCUUUACCCUUGAAAACUAUCAUUGAUCACUAUUGCAUCGAUCCCAGCUACCAUGUUAGUGACGUUUGUUGCUGAGUAAAAUGUGUCUAUGCAUCCAGAGGUAGCAGUUAAUACACAAUGCCAAAGACUUUCCAAUUACCCGGCUGCAGUCACCUUCCUGCUUCAAUAGAGAUUGCAGGGUACAAAGGAGUGAUGUCUGCGCAAUGUCAGUCUAUUCCCUCUUUUUUUUGAGACAAUGUUGCCUCAAAAAAAGAGAAUAAAAUGAUGAUGA